AUGGAUUCUCCCGACUCCAAGAAGGUGCAAUUCAGCACCCCGCACAAGUUCUCCCUCUUUCGUCUUGUCCGAGACCAAGCACGCAUCAGUCCAGAUGUUCUGGCUCAUCGAUAUGAGGGUUCAGGUACAACAGACGAUCCAUACCUGGUCGUUUGGGUACCUGAAGAUGCUGGAAACCCCAUGAACUGGUCAAAUUCGUUCAAGUGGCUUCUGACCAUGACUGUUGCAAUGACAUGUUUCGCUACCGCCUUUGCUUCCAGUGCUUUCAGCGGUUGGUCAUUCACAAUCUAUGCUGUACCCGUCACAAUACUGAUUCGUCACNNAGGAACAAUCCGUGAGCUCGUCGUCGGUCUUCACGCUUCGACAGAGCUUAUCACAGCCGGUGUCUCUCUCUUCGUUCUUGGUUUCGCUCUGGGUCCUCUCAUUUGGGCACCGCUCAGCGAAACUGUCGGCCGCCAAAACGUCUUCUUCGCGACCUUCGCGUUGUUCACCGCCUUCCUCGCUGGUUGCGCUCGAGUCAACAACAUCGGCAGUCUUCUUGUCCUGAGAUUCUUCGCUGGCUCCUUCGGUUCUUCGCCCUUUACCAAUGCCGGCGGUGUCGUUUCGGAUGUCUUCUCUGCUCAAGAGCGUGGUCGCGCCAUAACAAUCUUUUCCCUUGCGCCUUGUCUCGGUCCAGCCGUCGGACCUCUUGUUGGAGGCUUCCUGGGUGAGAAUGAAGGCUGGCGUUGGGUUCAAGGUCUGCUAGCCAUCUUUGCUGGUGUAUUGUGGAUUGCUGGCUCUCUGAUCGUCCCUGAGACAUACGCCCCCGUUCUACUCAGACGUCGUGCCGAGGAACUUUCCAAGAGGACCGGCAUGGUCUACCUCUCCAAGUUCGAUGCUGAAAGAGGCCCUGUCUCGGCUAAGCAGAUGGUAUCGACCAUCCUCAUUCGCCCCUGGAUCUUGCUGUUCACCGAGCCGAUCGUUUUACUUCUAUCCAUCUACAUCGCCAUUAUCUAUGGAACCCUCUACUUGCUGUUUGGUGCCUAUCCCGUAAUAUUUCAAUUAGGAAAGCACUGGAGUGAAGGCGUUGGUGGUUUGGCCUUCUUGGGUGUAGCUUUUGGCAUGUUUGCUGCCAUUUGCUUCUCUCUCUACUCGCACAAGUGGUACAUGGCCGCAGCAGCCAAGAACAACGGUUUCGCUCCUCCUGAGGCACGUCUCGUCAUUGGCAUGGUCGGUUCCGUCUGCCUGCCUGUUGGUAUGUUCUGGUUCGCGUGGACAAACGGUCCUUCCAUUCACUGGAUCUCACCCAUCAUGGCUGGUGCGCCCUUUGGUUUCGGACUUACUCUGGUCUUCCUGUCCGUCACAUCCUACCUCAUCGACGCCUAUGUCAUCUACGCUGCAUCAGUUCUCGCCGCAAAUACUGUCCUGCGCUCCCUGUUUGGUGCCGCGUUUCCUCUCUUUACCAGGAUCAUGUACGAACGUCUUGGUAUCCACUGGGCUUCGUCCAUCCCUGCAUUCCUCGCCCUGCUUUGCGUACCCCUGCCCUUCUUCUUCUAUAAGUUUGGCGCAAGGAUCAGAGCCAAGUGCACGUAUGCCGCCGCUGCGGAGAAAGCAGUCUUGAUGUUCCAACAAAAGGCCGCAGCGACCACUGUGACGACAAGAGGAAGCAGCAUGAACAGCGAAGACGACGUUGACGUUGAGAAGGCGGCCGAAGUUAAGGAUCCGUUGGAGCUUACACGAGCCAGAACGGUUGAUACAGUCAGGACUGUUUCGGUGUAUGAGGCCAGUCCUUAUGACAUCGAUCGUGUUAAUACCAAGAACUCGGUCUCUGGGCUCUGA
This is a messenger RNA of Aureobasidium vineae, 1818 nucleotides long. The record is from the annotation of a GenBank genome assembly. Lineage: Eukaryota; Fungi; Ascomycota; Dothideomycetes; Dothideales; Saccotheciaceae.